AUGCAUGACAUUUCACCAAAUGAUUACCACAAAGAUUAUAUUCAACAACCAAACUUCGGAAUAUGCUUAUGUACUAAUGAUCAGGAAAAUCAUAAAUUUUAUCUUACCAUUUUUUGCACAUAUAAACCCAUAAGACAAACAUUUAAUUGGGAUAAAAAAAUGAAUCAUCAGCAACAUUGUGUCUAUUAUGCAAAAGUUUACGUCAAUCGAUUAUUGAUUUCCAGAUUUUUUUCAACCAGUCGAAAUAAAAACAGUUUAACUAAAGCACUCCCAAUUGCACAAAUAAUUCAAGACGUAGUUUAUCAACAAAUUGUAUGUACAGACUCAUGGACUCCCUUGUUUCUGCCUAAGCCUCCUCAACGAUUCAAACGAAAGCAAGCAAAAACCAUAAAAAAAAGGCUUAAUCGUUCAUUCAUUUUGAUGUUUAAAGAACGAAUCGCUUACCAGGCCUCGAGCAACAUAAAGGAAAUGAGAUUCCUAAAAUCAGCCAUUUGCAAAAAUGUGAUAAGAGAGAUAAUUUUCCUCGUCUACUUCUUUUAUUGUUGCCGUCUCGAAUCAAAUAACAUCGCAUCUAAAGCGUUUGCUUUAGCAAUAAACAGCCAUAGAAAAUAUACGCAAAGUGAGUGCCCAGAAUGUUUGACUAUGGUGAUAAAAACCUUCAACUUCCCUACACAAAGUGCUUCAACUUCAUUCCCAAACACAAGCCCACCUGACCACCUUAAAUGCCCUUCAGUGUAA
Messenger RNA from Clunio marinus, 738 nucleotides. The record is from the annotation of a GenBank genome assembly. Lineage: Eukaryota; Metazoa; Arthropoda; Insecta; Diptera; Chironomidae.